UUUCGUAUUCACUUCUAGUCAUUCAUUAGUUUUGAAAAUAUUUUGUUUCAAAAUAUAUUGUUUCAAAAAUGCGAGCAUUUUAUUGCCGUACCCAUCGAUCCCUCCAAAUGGAUUUAUUGAACACUAUUUUACUCAUCAUAUUCAUCACACAUUUCACAUUUGUCGACUCGUGCGGAUACCCCGGGUCUCCAGCGCACGCCUCUGUCUCGUUAACUACCGAUUCCAUACGGAACGGCACUAUCGCCACAUAUACUUGUGAUAACGGCUACGAACUACUGGGGCCCUCACGCCGGACAUGUACCGGAGCCAAGUGGGAACCGGCGGGCAUUCCCUUCUGUGUACUGAAUGUCGCGGUUGGAAAGGCAGCGAUGCAAUCAUCAACCGUAGGACAGGGAUCAGCUCAGAAAGCAGUCGAUGGAAGCACAAGUAGUUUCUAUAACACCAACACCUGUACGAUGACUGAGGCCGAGCGCAACCCCUGGUUCUACGUUAAUCUUCUGGAACCAGUUCUCGUACAGUUGGUGCGAAUAGACUUCGGUUCUUCGUGCUGUUCCAACAACAGACCCGCUGUUAUCACAGUGAGGGUCGGCAACAACAGACCAGAUCUGGGCGUUAAUCCCGUCUGUAAUAAAUUCACCGGUUUUCUGGAGGAGGGCCGACCGCUGUUCCUGCCCUGUGCCCGUCCAAUGCCCGGCGCUUUUGUUAGCAUAACCCUCGAGUCGGCUGGAAAUCCUCUAUCGAUUUGCGAGACUUUUGUGUACACCGAUCACGCCCUAUCGAUAGAGCAGUGCCCGUCAUUUAGGGACCAGCCUUUGGGCAGCACUUCCACAUACAAUGGGAAGUGUUAUAUAUUUUACAACAACCAGCCCCUCAACUUCGACAGCGCCCGCAGAUUCUGUGAAGUGAGAGGCGGUAGUCUUGUGGACGAGACCUCACCCGCACUGCAAGGCUUUCUAAGUUGGGAACUGUAUAGAAGACACAGGAAUGACCCCAACGGACAGUACUGGUUGGGGGCCCUCAGAGACCCUAAGACUCCGGCCAAUUGGAAAUGGAUUAAUGGGAAAGACGUUACGAUUUCCUUCUGGAAUUUACCGGCAAAUAAAGAUAAUUGUUCCCGAUUUGAUGGCACAAAGGGCUGGCUUUGGUCCGAUACCAACUGCAACCUGAACCUCAACUUUGUUUGCCAACACAGACCACUGUCUUGUGGUAAACCCGAACGGCCGCCAAACUCUACUAUCUUAGCCCGAAAUGUGGACAUCGGAUCAGUUAUUGAAUAUCGCUGUUCCGAUGGAAACCUAUUGAUUGGUCCCAACAUUCGGACGUGUCUUCCAAAUGGAUUUUUUAGCGAAUUUUCUCCGAAAUGCAAAUACCUGGAGUGCGGAUUCCCUGCUUCUAUAACUAAUGGACAGUAUAUCCUAUCCAAUAACUCGCGGGCAUAUCUAAAUUCAGUGAACUACUCGUGCAAAGAGGGUUACGUAUUGGUAGGUCGGGGUAAUCUGGUCUGUGAUGUGGACGAGAGAUGGAAUGGACCGCCGCCCAGAUGUGAGCCCGUCAUCUGCCCCAACCCUCCGAUUAUAGCCAACUCUGUGGUCAGAAUUUCUGCCAAUAAUACUAUAUUCGGAGCGAUUGCUGAAUACACGUGCGAUGAGGACUACGAACUGAUGGGAGAGUCGCGCAUCAUCUGCAAUGUGGCCGGUUUUUGGGACGGAGAGCCCGGAUAUUGUCGAGAUAAGAGGCCGUCGUCUACCAGUUCCACAUCGACCACAACUCGUGGGACAACAUCUACGACCACGACUACACGUAAGACGACCACUACAGCGCCGACGUCUUCGCGCACUACACAGUCGUGGCCUAUAAUAGACCGACAGUUGCCUGCGUCCAGAGGCCCACAGAUAUCACUAAUCCCUAUCUCAUCGACACCUCCUCCUCAGUCGUCAUACAUAAACACGAAGCGAACGAACGUCUAUUCGACGAGUAGUUACAGUCCGACCACAACCACGACGACGACCACUACUCGAAGGCCGACACCAAAGAGUCGAACCACUCGUCCGACAAUCUAUAGGACUCAAGACAAUGAGAUAAAUGACAGUCUCUUGCGAUCCAAUACCAAAGCGGCGACCGCUCGCCUCAAUAUGGGAGGCAUUAUAGCGCUGGCAGUGUUCGGGGGCUUUGUAUUCCUGGCGGCCGUCAUCACUAUUGUCGUCAUAAUAGUCCGGAGGUUGAAGAAUAGUCACAAUGCAUUAGACGCUCAAACGAUCAGCACAUUUGACAGUUCGGGAGAUAAUUCUGGUUUCUAUCACAAGUACGCGUCCGCCUGGUCUCAGCUCCAGUCCAAUGGCAUUCACUCGGGAUCCUAUAAACCUGGCUUAGCCCGCAUCGACCCAUCAUAUGAUCAUCACAACCACCAGAGGCUCAAUAGGGGAACCAUUAACGAGGGCUUCCGUGAGGCCAACGAAAUCACUCUCAACGCAGACGUCGCCGCUCUAUACUCGCGGCCCGACAAACGCUAUAAGAGACCCGAUCCGGACGGACAGUCCCAUUGGCAGCACAACAGGAAAUAUUAAAUUAUGUGCAAAAUAGGCUCUAAAUUGGGUUAUUUAAUGGGGAAAAUGAUUACUAAAAAUUGUUGUUUUGAGCGCUUUUUUGAUAAGUUUAUUUGAAAUUUAGGUCUAAUUUUUUAGAGUUUUUAUCAAAUUUUUAU
Molecule: messenger RNA, 2701 nt
Organism: Oppiella nova
Lineage: Eukaryota; Metazoa; Arthropoda; Arachnida; Sarcoptiformes; Oppiidae
Source: the annotation of a GenBank genome assembly